ACCCCCUUCGACCGAACAAUCCUUCAGUUCCAUGAAUUCCUUUUACGAAUUUGGUACCAACCUACCUCGCGUAUGCACUGUUCUUAUCUCAUCUUUAUGGUCCGCGGACUUGAAGUUUUACGCCAUCGCCACCUGCAGUCUGUGAACACAAGUUUUGUUAGCUGUGUUCUACUUCGACGAAAUAGCUGUUAAGAGUCAUCUAGGACUGAGAAAAUGGCUUGUUCGGUUGCACGAUCGUCGUUAUUACGCAGCUCGACGGUCAGGCAUUACGUAGCUGCAGCAGCUGCUCAACCUUUGGUUGCCACUGCUCCCGAAUGUCAAGUUUUAGGCAACAAAGUCACUGUUGCCACUUGCGAUAAUAAUUCACCGAUCUCACAGGUGUCCAUAGUUUUCAGAGCCGGAUCACGAAAUGAAACUUACGAUACCCAAGGUGUGACCCAUCAUUUACGGAUCGCCGCAGGCUUAAGUACAGCCAGUGCAAGCGGGUUUAUCAUAACAAGAAAUAUUCAGCAGGCGGGUGGCAUUUUAACUGCGACCGUAGAUCGAGAAAGUAUCGCGUACACGUUACAAGUGAUAAGGGAUAAUUUACCGGAUGCGCUUCAAUUUUUGGAGUAUGUCGCAACUAAACAAGUCUUCAAACCAUGGGAAGUAUCGGAUGAGUUAUCCAGACUGCAAUACGAGUUAUCCACUUUGCCUAAUAUAGUCAUACUUCUGGAGCAGUUGCAUAAAGCUGCCUACCAUACCGGACUGGGACACUCUUUGUAUUCUCCGAAACGUCAGUUAGGAAAAAUUGGGUCGGAAACUUUGCAGCACUUUGUGAAUAAAUGGUUCACCGGACCGAAAUGUGCGGUCGUAGGAACAGGCGUUUCGUUAUCAGAACUCACCGCUUUAGCAAAUAAUUUGUCUAUCGGUACCGAAGAUUGCGCAAUCGAACCAUCACGGUAUUACGGUGGAGAAAUUCGUAAGGAAAGAGCCAGUGAUCUAGCCAGCGUCGCAGUUGCCGUGGAAGGUGUUAGUUUGAAGAAUGAGAAGGACGCUCUAGCAUGUGCUGUACUGCAAAGGGCCUCUGGCGCUGGACCACGUAUUAAAUGGGGAUGCAGUCCGAGUCCGUUGCAGAAAGAAUUGUUGAAGAUUGCAGGCUCGGACCCAUUUGCAAUAUCAAGUUUGAAUGCCAGCUAUUCCGAUUCUGGUCUAUUUGGCUUUAUUAUAUGUUCAGCACCCAAUAUAGCAGGAAACUUAACGAAAGCUGCCUUCAAGUGGUUGAGAACUUUGAAGUUAUCCGACAGUGAUAUUGCUCGUGGUAAAACAAUAUUGAAAGCAGACAUUUUAAACGAUGCAGAUAAUGGAGCUGCUGUGUUAGAAAGUUUACAAUGUCAAGCAUUGCUCAAGGGUAAAGUCUCCUCCGUAGCAUCAUUGAUUGCCGAUGUCGAAAAUGUUUCUGCCUCUGACGUAACAUCUGUUGCUGCCAAAUUAGUAAAUGGAAAGUUAAGUAUGGCUGCCAUUGGUGAUUUGAAUACUGUGCCGUACAUUGAUCAGCUGAAAUAGAUUCGAAACAUAGAAUAUUUUUGCUGUUAAGUUCGUAACAAAAUCACACAGUGCGUGGAUUUCGUCGCAAUAAACAAAAGCGCUCUGUAGAGAGAGAUACGAAUAGAAAUAAAUAUUAUUUAUUCGUGA
Molecule: messenger RNA, 1674 nt
Organism: Megalopta genalis
Lineage: Eukaryota; Metazoa; Arthropoda; Insecta; Hymenoptera; Halictidae
Gene: UQCR-C2
Product: Ubiquinol-cytochrome c reductase core protein 2
Cellular component (GO): mitochondrion
Molecular function (GO): metal ion binding
Source: RefSeq, a predicted model, not a curated record